This is a messenger RNA of Penicillium taxi, 4650 nucleotides long. Its product is annotated as ATP12 ATPase F1F0-assembly protein. The record is from RefSeq and is a predicted model, not a curated record. The transcript is spliced from 4 exons. Gene Ontology annotation, biological process: piecemeal microautophagy of the nucleus; endocytosis; exocytosis. Gene Ontology annotation, cellular component: intracellular membrane-bounded organelle; cytosol; nuclear envelope. Bases 1 to 4650 code for a protein of 1549 amino acids. Lineage: Eukaryota; Fungi; Ascomycota; Eurotiomycetes; Eurotiales; Aspergillaceae. Gene Ontology annotation, molecular function: protein binding; sterol binding.
AUGGCAUCUUUUGCACGCAUUCCGCGGUUUUCCUCCAUUGUACGACAUGCUCCUUUUCGCCACUUACACUCUUCUCCCUUAAGGGCGGCCAUUGCGCAUCCUAUUACAUCACAUGGUCCUCCGCCGAAAGUCCCGGUACCGCCAAAGGAUGCAGCUGUUUCAGAAGAUCAAUCGCCCUCGAAACUUACGAAGCCUACUGUGCUGAAAAAGAGAUUCUGGAAAGAUGUCCAUGUUCAUGGAACUUCAAGUGAAUACCAGGUGCUACUUGACAAGCGACCGGUACGAACACCGUCCAAGGAAAUUCUCUCCAUCCCUGCCACCAAACCUCACCUGGCCCAUGCAAUCGCUCUCGAAUGGGACGUCAUGACAUCCGCCCAACAAGCCCUGAAGAGCCACCUUAUUCCAUUGACUUCCACCGCAGCACGCGCCACCGACAUCGCCCGUGAAGAUGCCGAGGGUGUGGACGCCGCCCGCGGGCAGAUCAUCAAGACCGCCAUGCGGUAUCUUGAAACUGAUACUCUGCUUUGCUGGGAACCAGAGCGCGAGGCCUUCAACAGCAAGGGGGAGAAGGUUGAUAGUCUACGUGAUAUUCAAGUUCGGACUGCGAAUGAUAUUAUGGGCUUCUUGUCUACAAAGGUAUGGCCCGGUCUCGAGAUCAAGCCCAUCCUUGACUCGCAGAGCAUUCUUCCCGUUGCCCAGCCGCAGACCACCCAAGAUAGCAUUCGCAAUUGGGUCUCCGAAUUGAAUCCUCACGACCUUGCUGGCCUCGAGCGUGGUAUCCUGGCUUCGAAAAGUCUUCUUAUUGCCGUCCGUUUGCUGGUGGAGUGGAGUGAGAAUUUCCGCCACCUGCAGCGGCCCGGGGCUAAGAGUUUUGGCUUGGAAGAAGCGACUGAGGCUUCAAACUUGGAAGUGAAGUGGCAGACUGAUAUGUGGGGAGAGGUUGAGGAUACUCAUGAUGUCAACAAGGAGGAUUUGAGGCGUCAACUAGGUAGUGUUGUUAUUUUGAGCGACGACAACGAUAACGAAGACGACAACAGUCUCCGCCCUUCGCAUGCCUCUCCCUCUAUCUCCCACCGCAGCUUCGGCAGCCUCAGUCGCAGGAAACCUCCUCCGGACUUGAACUCUGUUCCCGAGCCGGCCCUAGAACAAAUUCCAACCAACCAGAGCUUCAACGACGAGUUGGAGCGAGUGCCAUCGAUGAUCCAAACAGAGGGCGGCAGCUUGUCCCUCGACCAGUCUGUCCGGACUUUCCGCUUGUUCGGAAUCCUUCGCAGCGGUGAUACAACGGCAAUUUCGAAGGCAAUCAAAGAAACUAAGGAUGACGUGGGGAACAGCUUUUAUGGAACUUCUAUCUUGCAUCUGGCCUUGCAGUGUGCCGAGCCCCAGGUAGUGGAGUUCGUACUGUCCUCUGGAGACGAUGCACAAUUAAACUCGCAGGAUCGUGAGGGCAAUACCCCGCUGCAUCUGGCAGCCCAGCUUGGACGAGUCACGCUGAUCCGUGAAAUGCUGAACCGCCCCUCGGUCAACGAUUCCAUUGUGAACUACCGCGGUCAAACGGCCCUCGAUGUCGCGCGCACUCCCGAGGUCUUCCAGCAGCUUCAGCUAGCGCGGUCGAUCUUCAUCGAUACCAAAACCCAGGAGAUCAAGACGUUGAUUGCCCGGAGAGAAUAUGAUGAGCUGGAAAAGUUACUGGAGGAACCGCGCGUCGAGGGUAUCCUAGAUGUGAACAGCCAGGAGCUGGUCGCUGAUCCAGUAACAGUACAGUCUGGCGGAACUUUACUACACGAGGGGGCACGCAAUAGAGAUGGGCGGUUGAUUCAGAUUCUUUUGACCCAUGGCGCGGAUCCUUUCCGUCGCGAUAGAAAGGGGAAACUGCCUCAGGAUACUACCAAAGAUGAUAGGACCCGAGCACUUCUGAAAAAAUCCCCAGCCGCUGCUAUUGCCCAGCAGGGUAUCCAGGAGAAAGCUAUUCUUGGAAAUAACGCCGCGCAAGGCCUGGCUGGCCGUGCUCCCAUCAGCGAGACUCCUCUGGCUGGUAAAGAUUCGCGUGAACUACGUGGUUAUCUUAAAAAAUGGACCAACUACACAACAGGUUUUAAGUUGCGGUGGUUCGUGCUGGAAGAUGGCGUUUUGAGCUACUAUAAGCACCAAGAUGAUGCGGGCUCCGCUUGCCGUGGUGCAAUCAACAUGAAGAUUGCUAGACUUAAUAUGGAUGCACAGGAUAAGACCAGGUUUGAGAUUCAUGGCAAGUCUUCGGUCAAGUAUCACUUGAAGGCAAAUCACGUCGUGGAAGCUAAGCGCUGGUUUUGGUCUCUGAAUAAUGCCAUUCAAUGGGCCAAGGAUGAAGCAAAAGAAGAGGAGCGACAGCGAUCGAAGAAUGCAGAGGCCCUUCGCCAGGCCAAGAUGGACCAGACCACUGGAGAGGCACCCUCUGAAUCUGGUCUCAGCCUCAAACCCGGUAGCUCCAAAGGUCUCGCCCCCGCUUCUCUAAGUGUGCCUGGGAGCGGUAUUACUAGGCUCAGUUCGCGUACAUCUCGCACUACGCUGGAAACCACGCUCGGUGAAGAAAGCUCGGCUGUUGAUUCACUCGACCAGAGUCCUGCUGCGAACGAGCAUGUGAGACGAGUCAGUCGAGCGAGCAGUCACAUCACCGGACCAGAUAUGGACGGUGAUGAUGAUGAGUACAACGACUUUGGUUCAAGCGUCGAGAUGCCCACCAAUGAUAAGGAUGCGCUAAGCAUCACCGCUCAGUCUGCAAAACUUCAACUCGAUCUCCUUGCAAGUAUUUCUGCUUCGCUACAGUCGCAGAAAUCCAACAAUACAGAUAUCACACUCGCAGAUCCGACAGUGGAGCAAGCCCUCGGUGCUUAUGAUUGUGCUGUCGGCAGUCUCAGAGGAUUGGUACAGAAUCUUAUCAAGAUCUCACGAGACCGUGAUACUUACUGGCAGCAUCGGUUGAACCGAGAAGAGCAAAUGCGUCAGAUGUGGGAAGAGAGCAUGGCCCGCGUCGCUCAAGAACAUGAGGAACUUCAGGGCAAGAUGGGUGAAUCUGAGGAGAAGCGGAAGCGAACCAAGCGCGCUCUAAGGGAAGCGCUGGAGAGCGUAAACGCUAGCAACCGCUCUAUUCCUGGACCUCCUUCUCGUGUCCCAACGGCGACAAAUAUCGCGGAAACAAGCUCGGCUGAGGUUGAAGCCGAGGAGGAGCCUUUGGCGAAUACGGAUCUCCCUAACGAGCUCACGGCCAAGCCUGCUCUCAGUCGUAAUCCCUCUAUCCUUUCUCGCAACCUGUAUGACUCUGAGUCUGACGGAGAUGAAUUCUUCGAUGCUAUAGAUGCUGGGGAGAUCGAAGUGGAGGAUUUCAGCCAAGCGAACGAGACUAAAGCAGUCGAGGAGCCAGAGGAUGAAAGCUCCCAGGCACGAGCCGAUAAGCUCGCCUUAAUCAAGCCCUCUUUCAAGGGAUAUGAAGAACCUGUGCGAGAAAGACUGAAGAUGGAUGCCGACGACCGGCCCAAGAUAUCUCUGUGGGGUAUCUUGAAAUCCAUGAUUGGCAAAGACAUGACAAAGAUGACUUUGCCCGUCUCUUUCAACGAGCCUACCUCCUUGCUGCAGCGUGUGGCUGAAGAUUUGGAGUAUACUGACCUACUUGAUAUCGCUGCCGACCGUGCAGAUUCGAUGGAGCGUCUGGUCUACGUUGCCUCAUACGCUGCAAGUGAAUAUGCUUCGACUAUUGGCCGUGUGGCCAAACCAUUCAACCCUCUUCUUGGUGAGACCUUUGAGUACGUACGGCCUGACAAAGGCUAUCGAUUCUUCGUCGAGCAGGUCAGCCACCAUCCUCCAAUUGGUGCUGCAUGGGCAGAGUCGCCUAAAUGGGAUUACUGGGGCGAAUCAUCCCUCAAAUCUAAGUUCUAUGGCAAAUCCUUUGACAUCAACCUUCUGGGAACCUGGUUUCUAAAGCUGCGUCCAUGCACUGGAGGCGAGGAGCUGUACACUUGGAAGAAAGUCACCUCUUCUGUCAUCGGAAUCAUCACCGGAAACCCAACCGUGGACAACUACGGCUUAAUGGAAAUUAAGAACUGGACCACCGGGGAAGUGUGUUAUCUCGAGUUCAAGCCUCGUGGAUGGAAAGCGUCGUCCGCCUACCAUGUCACUGGCAAAGUGGUUGAUGCCGAAGGUUCCCCCAAGUGGAGUAUGGGUGGUCGUUGGAACGACAAGAUCUACGCUCGUCACACCCCUGGUUUCGAAGCGCCAGUCUCAGGCCAAGACCCCGAGUCAGCGAAGACCUUCCUCGUAUGGCAAGCCAACGCCCGCCCCACAGGCAUACCCUUUAACCUGACCCCAUUCGUCAUUACCCUCAACGCCCUCCCCGAGGGCCUCAAGGACUGGCUGCCUCCCACUGACACCCGACUGCGUCCUGACCAGCGUGCCAUGGAAGACGGAGAAUACGACUUGGCUGCGGAUGAAAAGCACCGUGUAGAGGAGAAGCAGCGCGCUGUACGGAAGGAGCGCGAAGCAAACGGCGAGACCUAUCAGCCGCAAUUUUUUACCCGUGCCAGAUGCCCUAUCACCGGAGAGGAAUUCUGGUCUCAUAAUGGGAAAUACUGGGCGAGCAGAGAUGCUCAGGACUGGAGCAUCUCGCAGGAUAUUUUCUGA